This is a messenger RNA of Crotalus tigris (Tiger rattlesnake), 1265 nucleotides long. It is a transcript of the gene CTLA4, whose product is annotated as cytotoxic T-lymphocyte associated protein 4. Gene Ontology annotation, cellular component: external side of plasma membrane. The record is from RefSeq and is a predicted model, not a curated record. Gene Ontology annotation, biological process: regulation of T cell proliferation; negative regulation of regulatory T cell differentiation; T cell receptor signaling pathway. NCBI's taxonomy places the organism in Eukaryota, Metazoa, Chordata, Lepidosauria, Squamata, Viperidae. The transcript has 4 exons. The coding region runs from base 510 to 1088 and encodes 192 amino acids.
UGAUGAGGACUGAAGUUUUAACUGAAUUGAAGUGAUACAUAUUGUGGACAUUAUUUGAUUGUAAUAACUUAUACAUAAAAUACAUUUUGUUUUCUUGAAUGAAAACUACAUAGGGGAUUGAAAGAAAUGAAUUAACACCAGAAUUAUUGGAUAAUCGCACAUCUUAAAUGUUUUCAGGUCAAGACUUUUCAAAUUAACUGGUUUUGCUCUUUGAUGAAUUCUUGCUUUGCUCAUUGCUGUUUGAGGUUAGUUGUGCACGCCUUGAGCCAACCCACAACUUCCUUUUCAAAAAGCCAAAACAAAACUUUGAUUACCUUUUCAGGUAUUUUUCUCUGUGUGUGUGCAUCUAUUUCUUAUUUUCUCAUACAGCAACAGUGUGAAUUCUCCUAUUUUUGUCAAAACAAAAUCUUGUAAUUCUGAGAAAGUAUCUUCCUAGUAACCUGGCAUUCUAGAUAAAGACUUGAAUUGUUCCAGCUUGAAUUGACCUGGAUUGAACAUCUGACUGAGAGAUGAUUUCGUUUCUGCUAACCCUUGUGGUUUACAACAUAGCUUCUGGCUUCACAAAAGUCAUGGAAGUGACCCAGCCAGCAUUCAUGGUGGUAAAGAGACCAGAGGACGCCCACUUUGAGUGUAAAAUCAAGAACAUUGGCAAUGCUGAAGAUCUAAAAGUAACUUUACUUAAAGCAGAAGACAAUGAGUCAACUGAGAUCUGUGCCUCAGCCUUUACUAGGACUGGGAUCACAUUAGGCAGCAAGAAGGAAAAUCACAGAUGCCAAGUUUAUCCUGGUCCUGACUGGGUAAAUGUAACACUUUUGGGUGUACAGUCAAGUGAUGCUGGUUUGUAUAUUUGCCAGAUUGAACGGAUAUCCCCUCCACCCUACUACCCAGUCGAAGGAAAGGGGACCCAGCUCCUUGUCAUUGAUGUAGAUUCGUGCCCAGAUAAACAUCUCUAUCUUUGGAUCUUAGUACCACUAGCUUCUGGAUUGCUUGGAUACAGCAUUUUAAUCGCAAUCUUCAUUAUGGUGGACAUGAUCAGAAAAAAACGUUAUUUUUCUCCAGGGGCUUAUGAGAAAAUGAUACCAAUGUAAUCAAAAAGAAAAGGACUUCAAUGGAAAAAGGAAAAAAAAUGACUUCUAUGAAGUGUCAAUGAAAAUAAUGAAUUUCCUAAUAACUAGGAAUAUAAUUAUAAUUUCCAAUUUGGAGAAUGAGAGGCAAGGCAAUGUAUUAACAUGUAAAUGCUGAAAUUAAAUAACAAAUCUAUUGAA